Messenger RNA from Rattus norvegicus (Norway rat), 2654 nucleotides. The record is from RefSeq and is a predicted model, not a curated record. NCBI's taxonomy places the organism in Eukaryota, Metazoa, Chordata, Mammalia, Rodentia, Muridae.
GAGUGGAGCCCUCUGCGACUUGGUUGUAUCUAGUGAGCUGUGUGUAGUUGUAUCGAAUUUUACUGUACUGUGUAUAUGUGUAUGUAUCAGUGUGUGUAAGAGAGUGUGUGUUGACAGAUUGGCCUGUGUGUGAGUGCGUGUACACUUUUGCCUGUGUGUUUGUCAGUAUAUGUAGGAGUGUGUGAGUUUACAGGUUUGUAUGUGUGUAUGUGUUUGUAUGUGUGUAUGUCUUCUUGUGCGUAUGUGUAUCCCUGUGUGUAUGUGUGUAUGUGUCUGACGUGUGUUUUUCCAGCUUUGCUUGUGUGUAAGUAUGCGUGUUUUGUGUGAAUCUGGGUGUUUGUAAGAGUUUGUGAGAGUAUAAGUUCACUUCUGUGUAUUUCUGUGUGUAUGCCUGUGUGUGUGCCUGUGGCUGUGUGAGUGCCCGUGUGUGUGUGUGUGUGUGUGUGUGUGUCUGUGUGUGCACGUGCCCAUCCCCCUUUGCCCCUUGUAUCUAUAUUACCUGCACCUCAGUGCAAGAGAGUGUAGAGGCCAGAAGUCACCCCGGCUGCUGUUCCUGAGGUAGCAUUAGUACUGAUAAAAUGCCUACAGAGACUGAGGAGGAGUUACCAACCCCUACACCCGAGCCCAGUAUCUCUGAGGAGGGCAACUUCCAUUCCCAAUACCAAGUACUGGGGACAAUUGGGCAAGGGGGCAACGCCAAAGUCCUCCUGGCCCACCACCGGCUCACAGGAACCCCGGUGGCUGUCAAAGUUCUGCGAAAGGACAAGCAGUGGUUCCAGCCAGCCAUGAUGGAAGCAAACAUAAUGAGAAAGAUCAACCACCCCAACAUAGUGUCUCUCAUACAAGUUAUUGAAAAGGAAAUGAGAAUAUACCUCAUAAUGGAGCUGGUGGAAGGCCAAGAACUCUACCAGUACAUCAGAGAGUCAGGGCACAUAGAGGAGGAUGAGGCCCGGCAAAUAUUUGAACAGAUAUUGUCAGCAGUGAGCUACUGCCAUGGAAAGGGGAUUGUUCACCGAGACCUCAAACUGGACAAUAUAAUGAUUGAUAAAAACAAAAAGGUCAAAGUCAUCGACUUUGGGCUUAGCACCCAAUUUCAACCUGGAAAAAUGCUAAACCACCACUGCGGCACGUGCUCCUUUGGUUCCCCUGAACUCCUCCUUGGCCAUCGGUAUGACGGGCCGAAGAAUGAUAUGUGGAUUAUAGGAGUGGUCUUGUACUGUAUGGUAGCGGGAAAGCUCCCAUUUGAUUCAGUGAUCAUCCAAGAACUGCAAAGACAAGUAGUGGCAGGGGUAUAUCCUGCUCCCUGUGGGGUUUCAAAAGAACUGGAGGACCUCCUUAGUAAAUUACUGAGGGUAAAUCCCAACUUUAGACCAACAGCAAGAAAGGCGAUGAAACACCCUUGGUUCAAAGAACACUGGAACGGAUUGAUAGGUCCCUAUGAAGAACUGCUUCCCCUCACACCAGACCCGGCCAUUUUGGAUGCCAUGAAAAGCAUUGGAUUCCAAGCCUCUGUAGUAAAACACUCUUUAAAACAAAGAAAAUAUAAUGAGGAAAUGGCAACUUAUUUCUUUCUACAAAAGCAGGCUCUCCAGGGGGAUGGCUGCACAGCCCAGGCACAGCAAGUGAGUCCCGUUGCAGCCCCAUUCCCUAGCCUUGAUCCUGCUGCUGCUUUUAGAUUAGAACCAAAGAGGAGUGGAAGCCUGCCAGUCCUUGGCACCUUGCGGGUGUCAUCCUCCCAUGGUCACGUAUCUCACUAUGGCCAGAAUGCUCAUCCAAAAGGAGGCAAAAGAUCCACUGUGGCUGGUCGUCUCAGGCCUCUACCGAUGAAACCUACACAGGACCACUAUCACAAAUGUGCUGUGAGUGUCCCAUGCAUUCAAACAACAAGCAUCUUCAGUGAGAAGAGUAGCAAUAAGGAAAUCAAAGGAGACAACCCACUCUCCCACAGAGCCCCAUUUGAGGAUAAGCCCAUCCCCAGCAGGGUCCGGCACAGAGGUUUUAAGGGGUGGACCAGGAAUAUAGCAAAUGCCCUGAUAAAGCUGUGUUGCUGCAUGCCAAGGAGAAAGAAACCUCGCCUGGGGCAGAACAGAAUCUCCCCCCAGAAAUGAGCCACAGGCAGAGUCCAGAGAACAAGCAGCAGGCAUAGCCCAGUGUCAUCUGGAAAUUCUUUCAUGUCCUCAGUAUAAACAGUAGGUGAUUUCAGACACAUGGCAAUGGAAAAGACACCAGCAGAAACUACAGCAGCAACAGGAGUAGCAACAAUAGCAGAAGCAGCAUUAGGCACAGCAGCAGCAGGAGGAGGAGAAAGAGGAGCGUAGGAGGAGGAGGAGGAGGAGGAAGAUGAAGAUAGGAGGAGAAAGAAGAGGAGGAGGAUGAAGAGAAGGAAGAGGAGGAGAAAGAGGAGCAUGAAGAGCAGGGGGAAGAUUUUGAUUCCCUGUCCCCGUCAGAAUUGCUGAUGACUAAUUCUGGACACAGAUAUCAUUCUGAGAACUGUUUAUCAAAAUGAUUUAACAGAAUAUUAAUUUUCAUAGAAGAUAUGUCAAUGUUCCUGAGGGCAUGCAGCCCUGGAAAAGAGAGCCAGAUGGCAGAGGCAAGCAAUGUGGAAUGUUCUUACUGAGGAAGACCUUCUCAAAGCUGAUGAUGUAAUAGGUAUG